AUGGAUGGCGUGAAAUUUGCUCUUUCUUCGAUUAUUGCACUAGGAGAAAAGCUUAAAAUAAGUGUAUCACGCAUCAGAAACGACAAGUCACCGGAUGUAAUUAAAAAUCUUCAAAAUGCAAUAAACGAAUUUGAUUCAAAAAUCUACAAUUUUCAAGAAUUAGUACCAAAAACGAAAGUAAAAGCUGAGCCAACUCCAACUCAAGUAACACAAAAUCUCGUUGAAGGCUUUGAACAUAGAAAAGAAAAAGUUUAUUCCCGUUACUCUGAAGAAAUCACUCAAAUCAAUCAAAGAUACAAAAACUUACGUAAACAGAUUGUUUCCAAUACAGAACAAUACUGCAACAAAGUUUUCGAAAUUGAAGAAAAAUUUAAAGCUGAUAUUGAGAAAAUGGAGAAUGAAAGAGACCAAGAAAUAGAAAGGAGAAGGUCCAUUGUUGAUGCCCAGAUCAAACAAAUCGAUGACAGACUUCGGCCGAUAAAAAAGGAAUUUAAGAUCAAAACACAAGCGAAAAUCGAAGAGGUUAAUCAAUUAAGCGAGAACACAUACAAUCAUUGGCAAGAAUCAAUUGCAACAACAAAACAAGCAAUUAUCGAUGUCGACAAGGAAUAUGCUGAGAAGGAAGAGUUUUUCAUUACAAGUGAACAAGACAUAAUUAAUGGAUUUAAUAAAAAGUGUGCAGAAAUACGAGAUGUUCAGGAUGUCGAAAUUAAUAAAAUUAUUGACGAAAAAAAUGAUAUUAAGAAGUUGAUUCAUAGAGAAAAGGAUAAAGUUUUAUCACUAAAAGACAGAGAAAAUAUGACUGUUCAAGCUUACCAUUCAAAUUAUACAGGAAUGGUUGCAAAAUUAUCUAAACACCAUACAACACAAAUGAAGAUACUCGAAAUCAAGAUAGCUGAUGCAAAACAAAAGGCUAUCAAUCUAACAAAAACUUAUAAUGAACUCACACAAAAAUUUAGUUCUGAAAUCUUAGUUAAUACUAAUGAAGUAGAUGAUGCUGUUCAAGAAGUACUUGAUAAACGACCAAAGCUAGUUGAUGAUGCUAUUAAAGAGAAAACAGCAGAAUUUUUGAAACAAAUUGAAUUAUUAGAAUCAAAAGUCAGCUCUUUACAAGCUGAAAUCAACUCGAAUAUCAAGGAAGCCAAUGAAAUCGUGUCUAGAGUCCAUAAAGAGAUGAAUGACCGAUUAAAUCAAAUUCAAGAUGCAAAUGAUAAAGAAGUUCGUGAACUAAGCGACGAAAUCACUAAAAUUGUUCAAUACAAGAGUAAGAUAGAAGGAGAAGAGAAGACUCUCAAAGAUUCUACCGAAAUUAUUUUCCAAUCUCAGCUAAAUAACCUGAAUUUCACUUUUACUGCCAUGAAAAGAAGGCAUGCUGAAGAAAUAGAAACAGUUACUGCUAGAGAAAAACCAGUUGAAGAGUUUAUUGACUAUGAUAAGUUGUUAGAAGACGAAAUAAACAAGAUUGACACAGAAUACAGACAAGAAGAAGCUGCAUAUGAAAAGGAAAAGUCAGUUUUGCUUGGAGUCAAAGCAGAAGAAGACAAAUCUCGCGGAUACCUCGAAACUCGUAAGCAAAAUGCUCCGGAAAUCACAUCCAUGAAAGAAACAGCCGAUGAACUUAAAACAAAACUCCAUGAUGUUACUCUCCGAGCCGAUUCUGGAAAAGCAGCUUCCGCAUCUCAACUUGAAAGCGAUAAAAAAGCCUUGGAAAUGAAAUUAAACGCAACAAUAGCCCAAAUAGAACGUCAGCAUCAAGAUAAAAUGAACAUGUUGCGUAAAGAAAAAGAAGCAUUUCAGAAUCAGUAUGAAAAAACACUUUCUCUUUUCGAAGAGACAGAAAAAUCAAACAACGAAGCAAAAGUAAGGGCCAAACUCGCAGACGAAAUGAAUGCAAGGAUCCCAGAACAGAUGAAAGAAGAAGCUAAAAAGAAAAGAGAAGAAUUACUCGAAACUUAUAAAGACCAAGCAUUUGAUGUCAACAAGAAACUAUCAAAACUCGAAGCACAAAAGAAAGAAGUUCAAGAAAAGACAGAAACGACAGUUAAAAGAGCAGAAUACUUGAGACAACAGAUCAGCCAAAGAAAGAUGGAAUACGAGAACACGUUAAAUGAGGGAAUAAAACAAUUAGAACAUGAAUAUGAAGUUAAACAUAAAGAACAAGACCAAAUCAUCGAAAAAAUGAGAGAAACGUAUAAACAAAACAAAGACUCAUUGCUCAAUGAAAUCAUUGAUAGAUCUAAGUCAGCAGAUGCUCUUUUGGAGAAGGUAAACAAGAUAGAAAAGAACAGUGAAAUGGACAUUCAGAGAUUAAUUGAAGGAAAAAUUGAUGAAUUAACAGAAGAACACAUGAAGAAACAGAACGAAAGAAGAGAUAUCCUGUCGAUAGAAACGAAGAAACUACAAACAGAGAUUGAUAAUGUUUUGUUCGAAAUAAAGAAGGAAAAGAAUUGGAAAACACAAGACAACAGAAUGCUUUUGACAAGGAAAUUCGAAGAAAUGGAGAAAGAAAUGAAAAAGAAAAGCGAAGAAGUCGACAAGUUGAAUGCAGAGAUAGAGAAACUCAAAGUUAAAUUAGAUUCACAAACUAACUCUCCUUGCAAGAACUGUCCAAAAGUUGCAGAAGAAAUCGAAUUCGUUAAGAAAGACAUUUUAGAUAUAGUUACGAAAAUGCAGAGUUUAGAAGCAGAAGAAACAAACAGAAACUUCAUCGCAACACACUUCGGAACUAAAUCUUUACCACCUUUGAAAACUUAA
Trichomonas vaginalis G3 is the source of this 2754-nucleotide messenger RNA. RefSeq lists its product as uncharacterized. The transcript has a single exon. The coding region runs from base 1 to 2754 and encodes 917 amino acids. Lineage: Eukaryota; Parabasalia; Trichomonadida; Trichomonadidae. The record is from RefSeq and is a predicted model, not a curated record.